Messenger RNA from Mucor velutinosus, 1068 nucleotides. RefSeq names its product alanine transaminase. The transcript has 8 exons. Gene Ontology annotation, molecular function: calmodulin binding; ATP binding; calcium/calmodulin-dependent protein kinase activity. Gene Ontology annotation, biological process: protein phosphorylation. Bases 1 to 1068 code for a protein of 355 amino acids. Lineage: Eukaryota; Fungi; Mucoromycota; Mucoromycetes; Mucorales; Mucoraceae. The record is from RefSeq and is a predicted model, not a curated record.
AUGAGUCAUCACCACCAUAAUCCAUUUGUGAAAAGAGUCUUGGCACUCUUCAAAAAGACACACGAAGAAGAUGACGAUUCACCAAAGUAUCCUCCUGCUCUUACUGCUAAAUACACAAUCCAUGAAAAGAAGCUGGGUGUUGGCUCCUUUGCUGUGGUAAAGGAGUGUUCUGAACGCUCCACAGGUGAAAAGUAUGCUGUCAAGAUCAUUUUGAAAAAGGUGAUUGCUGGCAAGGAACACAUGUUGGACAGUGAAUUAGACAUCUUGAAGAAGGUCCGCCACGAGCACAUUGUUUCUUUGCAUGACAUUUUUGAAGACACGAACGCAGUGUACAUCAUUUCUGAUUUGUGUACUGGUGGUGAAUUGUUUCAGCGUAUUGUGGAAAGAGGCACCUACACCGAAGCUGUAGCCUCUGAUUUGGUUCGCCAAAUGUUGGAAGGUUUAGCUUAUCUGCACUCUCAAAAUAUUGUUCACCGAGAUAUCAAGCCCGAAAACUUGCUGUUCAAGACACCUGCUGAAAAUGCAGAACUGCUCAUUACCGAUUUUGGAUUAUCCAAGCUGUUAAAGAACAACAACGAAGUUUUGACAACAGCAUGUGGUACCCCAGGGUACGUGGCCCCUGAGGUUCUUUUGGGUACUGGUCAUGGUAAGCCUGUCGAUAUCUGGAGUGUUGGUGUGAUUAUGUACACUUUGUUGAGUGGAUAUACCCCAUUUUAUGGCGAAGAUCAAAACGAGUUGUUUGAUUCCAUCAUGAAGGGAAAAUAUGAUUUUGAUGAUGAAUACUGGGGAGACAUUUCAGAUGAAGCCAAAAACAUGAUCAACAGACUCCUCACAUUCGAUCCCAGAGAGAGAGUUACUGCUGAGGAAGCAUUGAAGGAUGUUUGGAUCACCAGUGAAGAGGAUAAUGGCAUCAACUUGGCUCCCAAUGUUCGCAAAGGCUUCAAUAGUCGCAGAACCCUCAAAUCACUCGUCACUGCAGUGGCAGCCAUCAACAAAUGGAAGCAGGCUGAACACCUUACUCUUGAAGAAGAGGAAGAAGAGAACAAGAAGGUUGGAGAAGAAGCAUAA